CGUCUGAAAAGCAUUCCAACAUUUUGACAGUCAGUGAAAAUCGCUUUCUUCGUGGCAGUGAGAAUUCAUAUCGCUUCAAAGUUUUAUUUUAUAUUAUAAGGUAAGAAAUCUUGUUUUAAUUGGUGGGUUUUAGAUGGCUUCACGAGACUGCAAUGGUUGUCAACGGCAUAUAGGAGGCCUUGGUACCUUUUACGGGAUCAAGGGAAUUAAACCAAAUCUCAAUGAGAUCAUAACAUAUAUUAUGAAAAGAAUUUAGAUUAUUUUAUGACUUUGAUAACUGCCAGUUUACCACCAAAAACUGUUUGAUAAUGCUUAGUGAAAUCAAAUUAUUCAGCGAAAGAUAUCAUAUAUAUGAUAGGGUUGAGAAUCUUUUUAAAGGAGGGUUUUCAACAGUAAAUUUGUAUGGCGUAAUGCGUAAUAAACGAUUCAAUGUUUCGUUAUAAAACGCUGGCAUUUUGAAGGUUUUCUAGUUGGGGGUUAUGGCAUAAAAAUGAUCUUACAGAGUCAUCAAGAUGUACAGAGAGUGAAAAUAGAAAUUACGGGAAAAGAUAUAGUAUCAGAAUGUUUUAAAACAGUUAGCAUUAACAAUUGAACUCAAAUAUUUUCUAUUUAUGCAAAACUGAUGCAAAUUUUAAAUUUAGUCACACAAUCAUUACCCAAACUGAAUUCUAUGGUUUAAAAAUACAGAAUAACGACUGAGUCCAGAUACUGGGUCAACUGUGCUUAGCCUUGAAACCCAAACUUCGAUAAUAGAGACCUCAUAUUAAGACUGAUGUUUACGGCACACGGCAAACUUCAAAUCGUGGUCAACUGUUAUAGCUGUUUCAUAUGAAGUUAGUCGACCAAUCGUGCGUUAAAAUCGGAUCGAGUCAUGGAUUUAAUAGCUACUCGACUAUCGAAAGCUUGUAUAAAUUACUUUCAAAUGGGGUUUGAAGUUGGCCAUUUGCGAAUUGCGGUGUGUCGUCAUAAACGUCAAUCUUAAUCUAUAUAUAGUAUCUAUAUUUACCUAUAUGAGGGCUGCAUAGAUACAUGAAUUUGGUAUAACAUGAGUGACGAAUUAGUAUAUUUAUCUAGGUACUAGAAUAAUGUUAUAUUCAGUAAGUUAAUUGUAAGAGUCGCUAAUAAAUGGAUAAAAUAGCAGCUGGAUUUGCCUAAUUUUUACUUGAGAAAAUAGGAUUGGAUAAUGAUUGGUUUCAAUCCUUGUUCGGACCUCUACUCAAGGUCUUAAAAUAAUUGAGGAGAAACUGAGCUACAUUUACAUAGUUGACAUUCUCGGAUAAGCCUUCUCGGAUAUAAGGACGCUAAAUCAUAGGUACCUCGGAUCCCCUAUCAAUUUGGCAAUAUAGCCUGUUGCAUGGGAAAUUCGCUUACCAACGAACGAGGAACUCAAUAAACAAGGGGGGUAAUUCAUGCAGUGAAGCAAUAAUUUUCAGUCUGUUAGGAAUGAAAUUUAGCAAAUCUGUGAGUCGCGCGGUGACUGGCAAACAGAACUUGGUUAUGGGAAUUAAAACGCCACUGUCCGAAGAUCUUCACCAUGGGUUUAUACUGAAGACUGUAGUCAUAAAACGUGCCCAAUAAAAAGUAGACGAAUACAAUUUUAAAUCGUGUAUAAUGUCGGUUUAGAAAUACUAAAAAAUUCUUUGCUUUGUCUUGAAUACAAAACGGACAAAAUAUUUUUAAGGGGGUUUCUAAGCAACCAAUGAAAAUUGGAGUGGUUAUCAGCAGGGUGUGAGUGGAUUUCCCACUUGGUAAAUUAAAAAUAUAGAACGAAAUAGAAAUUUCUUUGACAUUAACAGAAAGACGUUUGAUAAUGCCUUUGGAAAAAUUUCUGAAAAAUUCCUUGUCAUGAGAUGAAUUAAAAAUUGCUUUGCCUUUGUUUCCCCUGCCAAAAUAAAUCUAAUGCAUGAGAUCCAUCUGGAAACAGUUGAUCAAUAUGAUGUUUGUACUAUAAAGAUAUAUUACAUUUCUUCGUAGAAUCAUCCAAAUAUUACACAAUCCCAAAAAAUCAUAUUUGGACUGCCUUGGCUAUGUCGCCAUUUAAAAAUAUUGAAAUCGAGAUUUGUUUCUCCUAUUUAUAGACUAUUUAGACACAAUGAAUAUCCGACUGCUUCAAGCUUGCCUCGUUUUGGCUUUGCUGGGUAAGUAUUAUCGAAACUAACGCGUCGGUGUACUAUUAUUCAUAUACAGUAGAGAGCGAACAAGAAGAUUGAUCGUAUCACGAUCUUUCUCAUCAGUCGAAAUAUAACAUUUUAGAACUGAAAAUACGCGGAGUGAUUAUAACUAGAAAAUACUUAUGAUUUAUUUAUGACCAUAUGGAAACCAGGCUUAAACUUCCACAAGCAAAUAUGAUUCUUAUAAUGAGCAAUAUUUCGGGGUCACUGAAUUAUAAAUGUAAUGUAUUUUAAUGACAUCAUAUCAUGAAUUUCAUCUUGCAAUUUCCCAAGUAUUAAUAUCUACAUCAAUACUCAAAUAUUUAAAAGUCAAAUAUUUUUACAUAAUACCACCAACAACACAAGACAAUUGAAGAAUCAGAAUUCAGUCACGAUCGAGAGCGAGGCUCGAUGGAAAAGCGACGUUCACCUGGAUUUAAUGAGUGACAUUUUCUUCCAUUCCAGGUGCGGUAUUACAAUAUGUCGCUGGUGAAGCAGGUAAAUUGAUUAGACAUGUUUUAGCUCGCUACUGUGGUUUGUAAAUGAAUGCCAAGCCCGGUAAAGAUAAGCCAGACUAUUGAUCUCGGGAAGGGGGGCUUCACCCCAAUGAGUUUCCGUCACAAACUGCGAAAUAACCUUUGUUAUGUAGUCUUAUAUAAGUCUUGUGAGAACUGUUCAGUAGUAUAGCUUCAGCAAGUCAAGAUAAAGCAAGGCUGCUGACUUCGCGGAGAGGGGGUGGGGAGGGCUUCACAAUUUACCAAAUACCGACUCUGAAACUCAUUAGGGGGAGGGGCCACUGUCCAAAUUUGACAGAGGUUCAUUACCUUCUAAUAUUUAGCAACUAAAGAAGACGUGAAUGAAGUGGGGAAUUUGUUGAGCGGUGUGUUGGGCAUUAUGGGCGUUGGCAUCGUACUGAUCAUCGUCAUUGCAAUUAUCAUGGGCAUUAUGUAAGUUCAUCUUGAAACUGUUUGCGUCAGUGUAGGUAGUGUCAUUGGAGAGCUUACGAUACACAAAAUCUACGACGCGGACGUGACGAAAAACUGCCGCUAUUAUCACAGUUUCGCCUCACGGGUAAAAACUAUGGAUGUCUGUUGGGAAACAAAUAGCCAGGGACAUGAGAAAAACAAAGUAAAACUAGCCUCCAACUACUAGCGACUGUUUUUUAGUCGAGUCCGCAUCGCAGAUUUGGUGUAUCUUAAGCUCGCUAAUAACAAGAACGCGUGUCUGGGGGUGAAGAUUUGGCUUCAAGAAAAAGAUAGGCAGUCUACAGGCAGUUUUGAAUGUAAAUCGGAUGGGGGCAUUGUCGGAAUAUAGUCUGCACAAUUUCUAUUUUAUGUUUUAGACAUCGAUUUAUGUCUCGCUUUUAUAAGUUAGGGACUGUCAUCAGGGGGCAAGGACUGGAGUCAGAAUUCAUAAACUACUUGAAUUUAUAACCCAUGCUUUUUUAUUAACAGGAGCUGGUCAAAAUACUGACGAGGAAAUGAUAAUCCGCCAAGAAUAAAAACAUGCUACACUCUUCUAUUUAUCACUGAUAUAUAAUCUUCUAGACAUCUCGUAUUUUAGCACUUAGAAAUGUAGUUUUACGGUACUAGUAUAAUUGCAUGCAUCAAUUCAUGCUCGUCCUCAAUUUCUGUACAACAUAUAAUCUUUUAUAAACUGUAACUCGCGUAUAAUUCCAAGGCUUAAAAAAUUCUGCUAUAUAGUAAAUAAGCGUUUCUAAUAAAUUUACUUGAAAGGUUACGAGUGGAUUAUUGUGAACAAUUUCGGAAUUUUACCUCAGGGGCGGGGGGGGGGGGAACCUCCCCCCAUACACAUUCAUGAACGAGUCGAAAAUUUGUUGC
Paramuricea clavata is the source of this 3991-nucleotide messenger RNA. The record is from the annotation of a GenBank genome assembly. Lineage: Eukaryota; Metazoa; Cnidaria; Anthozoa; Malacalcyonacea; Plexauridae.